This is a messenger RNA of Amoebophrya sp. A25, 1166 nucleotides long. NCBI's taxonomy places the organism in Eukaryota, Dinophyceae, Syndiniales, Amoebophryaceae. The record is from the annotation of a GenBank genome assembly.
AUGCCGCUGCUAAUAACAUCACAGGCCACUAAUUCGUUUUACCUGUUACCGAAUCAAUUUCGGCGACGCUUCACUGCCGAUCGCGUAGCACAGUUCCGAGUCAUAGCAUCAGAGCCUCAUCAUUUGCAAACGGAUUUGGAGUCUAGAAAUGCAGAAGACGAAUCUGGAUGCGCUGCUCGUGAUGAUGAGCGUGGAGCUGAGGCGGAAUUAACAUCAACAUGUAGCGUUCCCCUGAGUAGCGCUUGUGGCAGAUUUUCAUCUGAAGCUGCGUGCGCAUUAUCGGAUCGCUUGAACUCCGUCUGGGCAUCUUCGUAUUGUUCGGUGAGGAAUGGCGCCAGAGCCAGAAGCGAAGGUGGUGAAGUCGACAUCGCUAGGGCAACGCUUGUGAGGCCGUUUCUUGAAUGGAUGGAGAUUGCCGGGGGCACGACGGAAGCCUACAAGAGAAAUAGAAAGCUGCUUGCGCGCGCUAUGAGCCUACCUGUCCUUGACUCCAUGACUUUUCCUGUGGAGACGCAUCUAGCUGGACGUCACUACAACGCUAAGCUGUGUGGUCAGCGCGUGUUGUGCCGUUCUUUCAAUCGCUUCAAACCCGAAGAUCCUCGAUCUGGGGCUCAAUUGUCGCUGUACAAAUACAAGAACGGCCAAAAAUAUCCCUUCGACAUCGAUGAAGACGCUGUCGAUUUGUUUAUUUUUCUCCUUGGUGACCGGGAAGACGAAGAUAUUCUUAGAUAUGUCGCGGUGUUCCCGCAGCACGUGCUUUAUCGACAUGGCCUGUUGGCCGGCCCACAACACAGAGGCAUUAGGCAGCCGUACCUAACGUGGGCGAUUGGAACUGAUCAGGCCAACUCCUCCUCUUUUCCCAGUAGCCGUGGGUUCGAAUUCUUUCGCGCCACCGGAAAGCGUUUCGGUGGUUUAUCAUCCUACUUUUUCGAAGUGAACAGACGAGGCAUAGACAAGAUAAAUCGUGACUCUGAGCUCGGAGGUAAAUUUGAACAGUUCUUCCACAGAAUCCUAGAUGAGCAUCUGAAGCAGACCAGAGUUUCGCACUCAGCAUGAUUACUUUUUUUGAAUUUUUUUUGCCUGAAGAACUUGUACAGUGUACAGCAGAGCACUUUUCUCUUCAAGAAUUAAUUUUGAUGACAAAGAAAAGGGGACCACUAAGCAGG